GCUAGGAAAUCUAUGGAUAAUGUGCACUUUAUUUUCACAACUUUCAUUGGAAUCAUUUUGGGAUUCUUAGUAGGAUUGUCAUUUAUAACAUUCUCACCUUCACAGGAUAUUAAGCGAGAGAGAUGGGCACUUACUAAUGAAGGAAAGUUGUAUGCUUCAUCGGGAUCACCAGAAGUACAAGUCUUCUUGGCGAUACCCCCAGAGGGAAUCUCUCUAGAAGAAUUGCAGAAAAAAAUUGAUGCAUCAGUCUUUAAGAUAGGUCGCUCACAGGCGAUAAAGAACCAAUGGGUUGAGAUGGGAAAGCAACUUGUUACUAGAAAGAUCCUCCAUGUGGAAGACAAAGUGAAAGAUUUACUAAUACUAGUACAGGAUGAAAAGGUGAUAGACCCAAAAGAUAUAGAUGCUCUCAAGAGAAGAAAGCUAAUUACUUCCCAGGGUGAGUGGAAGGAUCUCGAAUUCAAGGAAUAUAACUUCCUAGCAAAAGGUCAGCCUGUUGAUGGUGGCUGUUUACAUACAUUGCUCAAAGUACGUCAACAAUUCAAGAUGAUCUUUCUUCAGAUGGGGUUUGAGGAGAUGCCCACAAACAAUUUUGUUGAAAGCAGUUUCUGGAAUUUUGAUGCACUUUUUCAGCCACAACAGCAUCCUGCUCGUGAUUCUCACGACACAUUCUUCCUCCAAGUUCCUUCCACUACAAAGACACUACCAGAAGAUUAUGUUGAGAGGGUGAAGAACAUUCAUGAAUAUGGAGGACAUGGUUCAAGAGGUUAUGGAUAUGACUGGAAACGAGAGGAAGCAGACAAAAACCUUCUAAGAACUCAUACUACAGCUGUUUCAUCAAGGAUGCUUUACCAGCUUGCCAAGCUAGGGUUUGGUCGAUGUUUCUCUUUGGAGGCAACACCUUAGGUAACUUGGGCGGCAUGAUGUCUUCAAAUCGCCCCAUCAGGUCUGCAACUUUCUUUGGCACCUCCGAGUAUACGUUCAGCUUCAUUUCCACCAAUGUAACCACGUAAGUAUGCUCUCCAC
Molecule: messenger RNA, 1023 nt
Organism: Impatiens glandulifera
Lineage: Eukaryota; Viridiplantae; Streptophyta; Magnoliopsida; Ericales; Balsaminaceae
Product: phenylalanine--tRNA ligase alpha subunit, cytoplasmic-like
Exons: 12
Coding region: 13-903 (296 amino acids)
Biological process (GO): phenylalanyl-tRNA aminoacylation
Cellular component (GO): cytoplasm; cytosol; phenylalanine-tRNA ligase complex
Molecular function (GO): tRNA binding; phenylalanine-tRNA ligase activity; ATP binding
Source: RefSeq, a predicted model, not a curated record